AUGCCACAUGGAGCUGAAAGCUCAUAUACUGUAAACCCCCUGCAUGAUAGUUUGGCUGGUUCCAAAUCAGGCAAUGGACAUAUCGCUUUGGGAAGCCCAACUAUAGCAUCUGGUAACCUCCCAGAUCCACUUUAUCCUGGUAGUACAUGUGGAGCACCCAAUCCAACAAGUGGGCUUGUGGCACCACAAGAUUAUACCUCAAGUUACAGUGGCACAUACCUUCCAUCUGGAUAUUGUAGUCAAUCCCCUGCAGCACUUCCACCAACUCACCCAUCAUCUCUACAUAGCUCAGGACUUCAGCCAACACAUGCAUCACCAGCUUUGGUCCAUGGAUACAGUUCUUCAGGCACAAUAUACAACUAUAGCUCAAGCAGCUACCCUUCUCAACCAGGAUAUGGUGGAAUGCAUCCUACACACCCUUCUGGUUACUUGCCUUCAGGUAUUGCUGCACCUACUCCACUGCCACCACAUACAACGUCGUCAAGACCUCCUGUGGUCUCUGGGUACACAUACCAAAGUUCUAAUUUAGCACCAAUUUCUGUUACUCCUUUGAGCACAGAACCAUCUGGUUCCUUAAAAAGGAAAGCGUUUGAUAUGGCAACAGCAGAGGAAACUGAAGGAAGAUAUAGAAAAUACAGCUAUGAGCAACCAAAGACUACCUCAGAGUCAUCAUUUCAGAUGACAGACGGUGUUCCGAAUGAAUGCCGAGGAAAUGGCUUUAGUCGUAAUGGAGAAACUCAACAGGUGCCCUUUAAGCCAGGCAAGCGCUCAGCUGAGGAAGAUGUUGGAAAAUAUAGUGCUCAGCCAAUAAAAGCAAUGAUCUCACCUACUUACAAUGAAGAGUCAGCCCUGAGACCUCCAGAAACCUUUGGUAAGUUCACGCCACCUGUUGUUAAUGGUGAACGGAGAAAUAGUGAUCAAGGACAUAUGUUUGCACAAAGAAUGCAGAUUUCAGGGAUGAAACCACCAGUAUUUUGUAGUCCAUCUGAGGAUCAGUUAAAAAAUAUGGAUCCCCUUAUUCUAGAAAUUGUUAAUAAUGAAAUUGUGGACUGUGGCCCUCCAGUGCAGUGGACUGAUAUUGCUGGCCACGUAUCAGUAAAGGCUGCAAUUGAAGAAGAAUUGGUAUGGCCCAUUUUAAGACCUGGUGCUUACACUGGAGCCAGUAGACCUCCAAAAAGUAUUUUAUUAUUUGGUCCCUCAGGUUCAGGGAAAACUCUGUUAAGCAGGUGUAUUGCAACCCAACUAGGGUCUACAUUGUUGAAGCUCAGCAGUGCCACACUUGUCUCUAAGUGGAAGAAUAAAAGUGAAAAGAUUUUGCAGACUGUGUUUUUCAUGGCUAGCUGUCAUCAGCCAGCAGUGGUUUUCAUUAGUGAAAUUGAUCUUUUACUGUCUGCUCACAUCAGUGAGGAUAAUUCCCACCUGAUUAACCUCAAAUCCCAACUGCUUUCCUUUUUGGAUAACAUAUCUACCUCAUCUGAUGACAGCAUCAUUUUCAUUGGUACAUCUCAAAGACCGGAUGACAUUGAUGAAGGUGCUCACCACAGAUUUGCCAGGCGGUUUUACAUUGCGCCCCCAGAUAAUCUUGCCAGAAGGCAAAUCCUGCACCACACUUUGGCUCAACAAAACUAUUGCCUUAGUGAAAGGGAAAUGGCCCUACUUGUCCAGCAUACUGAGGGCUAUUCAGGAAAUGAGCUAAUUCAACUAUGCCAACAAGCUGGAGCCAAUCAUCUUCAUGGAAUUUCAGGUCAACUACAACCAACAUCAUACAAAGACUUUGAGGGGGCAUUCUGUAAACAACGAGCUGGUACCUCUCAAAAACAAUUAGACUUGUACGUGGAAUGGAAUAAAAUGUACGGCUCUAGACACUAA
Molecule: messenger RNA, 1869 nt
Organism: Staurois parvus
Lineage: Eukaryota; Metazoa; Chordata; Amphibia; Anura; Ranidae
Source: the annotation of a GenBank genome assembly